GUAGAUUUGGCUGGUUGGGGGAUGCUUAGUCGUGUACUGCUUUGUACCAUUUCGGUACUUCAUUAAUAAAACUUUACCUUAUCCCAAAAAAAAAAAAAAAAAAAGGUUCGGUUUAAUGUUAAAACAUGGCAUUGACCUGGUAUUGCUGAUAAAUUUAUCUAACUACUGUUGUCUGAUGAAGGAUCCUGGUGCCGAUCGGUAUUAUCAAUAGUGUUUCAUUGACGGUUCAAAGUAGAUGAACCUCUGCAGCAUUAUGAUUAAUAACUGUCACUUCUCAUUCACUUGAAUAAAGUGAUCAUUGUCAACUUACUUAUUCUUCCUUAGAAGAAUGUUGGCCUGAACUAAGACAUCAGAAGAAGCUUAAGUCCACCCGAGUCGCAGAUAAAAAGUAGAAGAAAGACUUGGUUUAUAAAGAAAAUAAAAUGACAUGGAUAUUAUUUACAGAACCGUGUACUAUAUGACUUGACAUACACGUGUAGCGAACGUGCCGAGGAACUAGUAUCACAAGAAGCCAAAGCUACAAACUUGUAAAAUGCAUGGAAAUGACCAAACAUAGUUUUCAACACCAAUGGCAUUAGACUUUGAUUGUUCAUCUUCAUAGGUUUAGACGAUAUCCAGUGAUCUUGACCUCGAUAAACAAGUCAAGACAUGACAAUCUACAUUGAUCAUUCAUAGAAACUUAUACUUUAUUCUUUCAUGUAUAGUCAUUUUUUAUUCAAUGAACAUGACUCCACACAACACGUGGAAUGAACGUGACUCGGCACAACAAGUGCAAUGAACGUGCCGAGAAGAAGCAAAGCUAUACACAUGUAAAAGGCAUGGAAAUAACCAAACAUAGUUUUCAACACCAAUGGCAUAUAGAAUGAUAUAUACUCAAGCAGGUAUGCCAAAUUUUCAAACCUAGAAGAGAUGUGAUAGAGGACUUUGUCAAAGUCACACCAUCUUGUUUUUAAAAAUUUGAAAAUUAUUGGCAUUAACAGAGAAAUGAACACCUUACAAACAGUCUUUGUCCCUCUUUCUUUUUUCAUUAAACAAAGUUUCAGAAGAACUUAGUUAGAUUAUUAUAAAUUAAGUCAUUGACUGUAGAAUGCAAUCCUUUUCAAUUCAGUAGUAGAAGCCUACACCAAUUAAUGUUUUUCUUUUCAUGAAGACAUUCUGCGAAAGAAGCUUAUGAAUAAUUUAGUUCAAGUGAUAUAGCAUUUAACUGCUAUAAAAAUCUUAACACUUGACAACCUAGGAUAUUGUUCAUCAUCUUGAAGUCAUGUGGUUAAAGAAAGAUUUCCUUAUAUUUGCUAUUCUAUUUUACCAUUUUUCGAUCGUCUAUGGCUGCCACGAAAGAGAAAGAGCCGGUCUAAUAAGCUUCAAAUCCUUGGUAACUGAUCCGUCUAAUCUGCUAUCUUCAUGGCAGGGGGAAAAAUGUUGCAACUGGAAAGGAAUCAAAUGCUCGAGUUCAGGUCAUGUUGUAGUUGUGGAUCUCCGGAAUCCUAAUCCGGAUGAAGUCCUAAUCAAUGUUAAUAAGGAACUUGUUCCAGUUACUAACAACACAUCCAAUUUUGCUCUUAAAGGUACUAUAUCUCCAUUGCUCUUUACUCUUAAUCACAUGCGACAUCUCGACCUGAGUUUCAACAACUUCAUGCUCUCAAAACUACCUACUGAGAUAUCGAACUUAACAAACUUGACUUAUCUCAAUCUGUCGAAUGCCAUGUUUCAAGAUUCCAUCACCACACAAUUCUCAAACCUUACAUCUCUAAGGUCUCUUGAUCUUUCAUGUGCUAAUUUAGUAGUCGAUUUGUCUUCUAUUUCUAUUAGCUUGACAUUACCACCAAAGUUGGAUUUUGGCUCAAUGUCAUCUUUUAUCAGAUAUGGUCAGUUAUCCAGUCCAAAUCUGAGGUGGUUAGAAGGAUUGCCAGGUCUCAGAUAUCUAGUAUUGACAGGUGUUGAUCUAUCAAAGGCAUCCGAAUCAUUUGUUUGGGCUAAACCAAUAUCAAGUCUUUCAAAUCUCGUGUCACUUCAAUUGUCCUACUGCAACAUUUCAGGAAGAAUUCCGAUAGGGCAAUUACUUAACCUUACUAAUCUUUCUACUCUAGAAAUGGGUUCUAACGUUCUAACAUCUCCGAUACCUGAUUUGCUAUGGAACCUCACAAGUCUCUCAGCUCUUGAUUUUAGUGGCAACAAUUUAGAUGGUCAUAUCCCUUACCUUCCUCAACUUGAAAAACUUUCUGUUUCUAGCAAUCCUGCUAUGAGCAUAGAUCUUGUUUCAAUGUUUUCAGCUCCAUGGUCAAAGUUGACAUUUCUUGACAUAGGCUUCUCUCGGAUAGGUGGAACGAUUCCUCCUCCUUUAAGCAACUCAACUUCAUUAACCUUUUUCCGAGCUGAUGGAUGCUCGAUCCAAGGGUCGAUACCUUCUUCAGUUACAAAACUUAAGAAAUUAAGUAUACUGAUGCUCAAUGAUAACAAUAUCACAGGCCAACUUCCUGUAUCCAUGUCCAGUUUAAUAAGCCUUCAAUACUUAUCUCUGUUCCAGAAUAGUUUAAAAGGGUAUAUUCCAAUUUCAAUCUGUCAAAUGCACUCCCUGAAGUACUUGAAUUUAGAAUGGAAUGAGCUAACAGGACGUCUUCCCUCGUGCAUACUUCAGCUUCCUAAGCUUUCAUAUCUUUAUGUUCAGAAGAAUAACCUGAAUGGGAAUAUGCCACUGUCUGUGUUCCAGAAGUCAAGAUUGAAUCAAAUUAGUUUAGGAGCUAGCGGAUUGUCUUUGGAAAUUGAUGAUCAAGAUCAACCCUCUGCGCAAACUUUCCAGCCCACGAUUUUGGAAUUUACAUCUUGCAACAUGAGAGGAGAAAUCCCACAGUUCUUUUCAAAUUUGACGAGCCUCAUUAUUUUAAAUUUGGCUAACAACAGUCUAUCAGGAGCAAUACCAUACUGGUUGUUCAAUCUCCCUGCCCUCUCUGUACUGGACUUAUGUAUGAAUAACUUCAAGGGAGUUAUACCUCCAGUGAUUCAGCUGAAAUCUUCUCCUUAUCCAACAAUAAUAAAUUUAGCCAGAAACAACCUUCAAGGUCCUAUCCCUUCUCAGCUCAAGAAUGUUAAUGUCAUCGAUUUGUCACUUAACAAUUUUGUAGGCUCAAUUCCAACACAGAUAGGGGAAGUUCAUGGUAUCAGGUCCAUAUCAUUAUCCGGAAACAAAAUUCAUGGACCAAUACCUGAAUCAUUUUGCCAAGCAACUAAUGUUCUCCAGGUUCUUGAUCUCUCUAAUAAUAGCUUGUCAGGCACCAUUCGACGCAGUUUGGGGAACUGCAAGUCACUGAGUUACCUUAAUCUUGGACAAAACAAGCUUGCUGGAAGUGUUCCGAAAGAACUUGAACGUGUUACAGGCCUUCGUUAUCUGGACCUAAAUGGUAAUGACUUUGAAGGAUCAUUUCCAACAGUGAUUGAUAACUUUCAAGAGCUUGAGAUCCUGAACUUGGCUGGCAAUGGAUUUGAAGGAAGGAUACCAAAGUUCAUCGGUGACCUACACCACCUCCGUAUCCUUGACCUUGCAUCAAACUCUUUCGACGAAUCUAUCCCAGAAGGGCUAAUGAAGUUGGAAAAUCUACAAUAUAUUGGUUUGUCCAGGAACAAUCUAUCCGGUCCUAUUCCUGAUAAUCUUGAUGGCUUAAAAAUGAUGACGAGAAGACAAAAUGAGGCAACCAUCUUAUUAGGUUACUUUUACUCCUUGAAGUUCACUGGUGCUCAGCUAGAAAUAGUCACCAAAGGACAGACACAAAUUCUUGAGUCAGUGUAUUCCUAUAACAGUGGAUUUGACACCUCAAGCAAUGCUCUUACUGGUAAAAUCCCAGAGACAAUUGGCCUUUUAAGUGGAAUUCCAUUGCUGAAUCUCUCGCAUAAUAAUCUUUCCGGACUGAUCCCAAAGACUAUUGGCGAGAUGAUUUCGCUCGAGUCGUUGGAUCUCAGCUACAACCAUUUCGCAGGGGAAAUUCCUGUGACAUUAACACUGUUAGAUUUUCUCCAGUAUCUCAACUUGUCUUAUAACAAUUUAAGUGGAAAGAUUCCAAGCAAUCCACAUUUUGACACUUUGUAUCAAGAAGGAAUGACAUAUAUUGGAAACAAAUACUUAUGUGGUGCUCCUGGUGGGAUGAACUGCAGCAACAAUGGACCCUCUAUAACUAAAAAAAGUAGAGAACAGAUAUGAUCCGGAAACUGUCCUUUUUGUUGUAGUUGUAUUCUUUGGCUAUGUAACAGGAAUUUCUGGAGUAUUUCUGCUUUUAUAUUUGGUAGAUGACAAUCGGAGGAACAGGUGCUGGAGGGCAGUAGACAGAAUUGUGUUAAAAAUAGUG
Molecule: messenger RNA, 4334 nt
Organism: Lycium ferocissimum
Lineage: Eukaryota; Viridiplantae; Streptophyta; Magnoliopsida; Solanales; Solanaceae
Product: LRR receptor-like serine/threonine-protein kinase GSO2
Exons: 1
Coding region: 1262-4189 (975 amino acids)
Cellular component (GO): plasma membrane
Molecular function (GO): protein binding
Source: RefSeq, a predicted model, not a curated record